AUGGACUCCUCAACAUAUGUAUCCCAGGAUAGUGGAUUCAAUGAAACUUUGAAGGCUUUUAGCCCAGAUUCUAAUGAACACCACAGUGGAUCCCUUGUAAAGAUAACUCCAACACAAAGAAAUGAAAAUUCUGAGAACAUUGAUCCAACUUUGGUGCUCUCUCCAAUCAAGAGUGAGCGAAUUUGGGACCCUUUAACCGAUACAAAACAAUCUUCUGUAAUUUAUGAAACUCCCAGAGUUACCAAGAAAGACUUUUCACUACGUAGGAGACUGCUUGUUUCCAAAGCCACAUCUGGUGGGAAAUCAGAAUUUUAUGCAUCAGAAUAUCCAGCGGAUAUAUUUGAAAGUAAGAAAUCUAUUCAAAUGUGUCCAAAUUUUGAAGCCAAUCUUUCCAAUGAUGUUUGUGUUUCACCAAGAGAUGCGGCAUACACACCAAUAGCAACAAGCACUUUAAAAGCAGAAGCUGAAUCUGGAACCUCAUGCAAAAAGUGGAGAUUAGCCUUUGCUCAACAUAGAACCUCUACUUUAGAUGAUUCUAAAUUUGAUGAUGCCCCUUUUCCAGAAGUAGAGAACCUAUCUCCAGUUCAAUGCCUUACUGACAGUGUGACUGAUGACCGCAAUAUGAGCAUUAAUGAAGAAAACCUUUCUGAAUCACCUGGAACACCAACAUCUAACUUAAUUUCCUGUACUAAAGAAGAAUUUCAAACACCUGUUACUAAUCUUGCUGCAAAAUUUAACUUUGAUUUAUGUACUCCCAUUGGGACUCCAGAAUAUGACCUUGAAUCCUCACUAACUGGGGAUAGUGCUUUUCACUCGCUCAGCUUUGAUAAAUCACAAGAUUCUUUAAAUGAUCACGAGGGCUCUUUCCAAGAACUAAUUCAAAAACAAAGAGAAACCCCAAAAGGUGUUCAGAGUAAAAGCCGUCCAAGAAAACUUGAGCGUUGUAAAAGAUUAUCAACUCUUCGGGAAAGGGGCUCGCAGUCGGAAGUAGAGGAAGAAUGCGUAGAAGCCCCAUUAUUGAGUUUAGAGUACAAAUCAAAAGUUGCAAGAGACUCCGUAGAUGAGGAAAUUGACACAUGCAGCGAGAGUUAUCUCUUAAAGGUUGAGGAUUUAACAGGGACACCUGCCUUACGUGUAGUUCGUGACAUGAUAACUCGAAGUAGCCGUAAGAGAUCACAACAGACAACAGUGCAAGAUAUUUUGGAAAAUGACAAUAGUUCAGAACUCUCAGAAAGCGUACUCACAAGGCUUAUUGGCAGGAAAAUGGGCUUAGAAAAUAUUGAUAUUUUAGCCGAAUUGAAAUAUAGGAAUUUGAACCAUGUGCUUUCUUGCAUACUUCAAGCAUUACCUGUGGAAAGUAUUUGCAGGUAAGGCAGGGGUAACUUAAGUUUUUGUGUAUAUAUUUUUGCUUUAUUAUCAAAUCAUUUUCAGUGAUAUGUGUAUAAGAAAUAUAUUGAAUAUGUAUUCUCCCUUUAUAUCUGUGUUCCUAAAAGUCAAAUGCUUUGAGUCACACGUGCAUGUGCACUUCUGGAGAAUAGAGGCUGGUUCAUAGGGGCAGGUAGGUCAGCUCAACCUCAAUUUUUGUUGUGGGAGGGAAAGAUUGGGGAAAAAUGCCUCAUUUUCUGGUUAUUAGAAUUAUUAGACUUGCUUAGUUUGCUCUAACAGGAUUUUACCCAUUGGUUUUGUAUUGCACUGCCAUAUGAUAUUCGAUAAGCAUGCAUAUUGUUUUGCCUCCUAGGGGUAUAGCGGGUAUAGUCAGGCCUCUUCUUAAAGUGGUUAUUUCCCCAGUAUGUAUAUAGGUUUAUGGUGAACACUGCAUGAUCUCUCACUAAAUCAAGGAUUGAGAAUAAGGGUAUGAGCCAAGCCCAAAAAGUCAGUGUAUCUGAAGCUCCACCCCCAGAAUCUAACACCUCCCCUUCUUUUAAAUAUCACCAGCCUCUACUGCAGAGCACACAAACUAAAAUUUCAACAAAACUUAAUUAUAGCCUGAUAUCUGAAAUUAUUUCUCAUGUGAAACUGUAGAAAGCUUUUGGCUGUUUGAAGUGGUCUAGUGGCACUGGACCGGUCCCCUAAACCCUGCAAUGUAAAACUUUGUAGUUUUAGAGAAACUGCAAUGUUUUCAUUGCAGGGUUAAGACUACCUCUAGUGAAUGUCUACCAGACAGCCACUAGAGGCUCUUCCUGCUGUUUCACGGAGUUUGACUCUGUGAAACGACUCGACGUCUUGGCUUGAGGACUUCCAGCGUUGUGCCACACUCCAUAGAAAAGCAUAGAUUCAAUGCUUUCCUAUGGGGAAAGCCAUAUGUACACGAUCCCCCUCACGCUGACUGCGACAAGGAGGAGCCAGCACAGAGGGACCUCGAUGGAAUUUGGCAAGUAUUUUAAAGGUUUGUUUUUUUUUUUCCCACAUUGAUUGCCACAAGGGGUCAUGAGGACAGAGACCCUAUAGUGGUAGGAAUACAGCAUCAUACAAUUAUUGGGGAAAGAAUACAAAACAAGUUUGCUGUGGUUUUUAUUCUCUUAGUGCUUCUUUUACUUAUUUAUCAGAUGUGAUGGAGUCAAAAUGCAACUUGAUCUUCAAUAUACUUGCAACUGAUAGCUUGUUGCAUUGUUACUUGUUACAACACACUUAUUUUCUGUUUCAGAAACUAAACUGCAUUAUAUUCACAGUUUAGGCAUGUUCUAUAAUUACAUAUAUUUUAAUUUGCUUAAUGUCCCUCUGCUUAUAGUGUUUACUAACUUUUCUCUUACAGUAUUUGGAAAGUAAGCUGUGAAUGGCGUGAAAUCGUUCACCAGGAUAGAAGUUCAUAUCAGAGGCGAAAAGGGUUUCUGAAAAAGUUAAAGGCUGAAGCUGAGGUAACCGUUGUUUUGGUUUUUUUUUUUUUUCCCAUUUUCUUCUUUCGUUUAUGAUUUUAUUUAUUUUAAUACCGCUUUUCUUUCAUAUACAGUAUUAUACACUUUUUUUUGUGCUUACAAAUAUAUUAAAAUGUUAACUAUUUGAUUUAAAAAAAAAAAAAAUACAUUGGGAAAAGCACAAGAGCAAAUUGAAAUUAAAAUGUGUGGCCUGGGAGUUAACAGAAUCGCAUUGGUCAGUACUGCAAUUUAGUACUACCAUUUACAGAAUUCAAGUGUAUGAGCACAUUGCAAUGUAGGAGGAAUUGAGUUGGUUAGGAGUCACAUUCAUAAAACCAAAGUAUAAGAAAUAUACGCAAUUCCAAAGUCUAGAGUGAAGGCCAGUAAAUUACCAAAAAGAUAGAGGCUAUGAUAUAUUUGGAACCAUCCAUUGAAAUCUCAGCCCAGAGGUUUUUAUAGGAACACAAUAAAAUAUUUAAGGGAUGAAGUUGUUAUGGUUGAGGAAGUUUCUGGAUGCCAACUUACCUCAAGGGGUUAAAUAUUUUAAAGGUUUAAUCACAGCCUAGUAUUUGGUGCCUAUUGGCUCUUGGCUUGUGUUAAAAUGGAAGUUCAUGCAAAGAGCUUAUAGUUGGCAGAUUCAUGUCGUUGAGGUUAAACUGAUAACUAUGAUAAGCCGGGGGCUUCCUUGCACCAUGGCAAGUUAAAGCCUAUAAAGUUGUUAUGGUGCCCUGUGUUCCUUUUAAAGGGCCACUGUUGGCACUUUUACCAUUUCAUCCCAUUUAAUUGGUUAUGGUGCCUGGCAUUGUCUUUCAAAUUAUUGUUAAACAAUUUUCAAGCAAUUCAACAUUGAAUGGGUUGCUGUUUUCCCAUAGCCGCACACCCAAUAGACUCUUCCUUGUAACUGUACAGAUUCCUACCUGCAACAGCUCUGUGAUGGGAUGGAUGCAAUCAGCUGACAAGAAUAGAAGGACAGUGCCAUGGGACUCCGACACUAUAACCACUUCAAUGAGAUGACGCAGUUAUAUUGCCUACAGUGUCCCUUCUUAUUGUGGUCUCGAAAGGGUUAAAAAUUAAAGUAACCUCACCUUUAUUUCAACAGUGUUAGUCUGUGUCCCAACUUAAAAGUAUAGAUCAGGAAUAUAAAGACUGAAAGGACAUAUUACUAGGCCUUAGAAUGGUCCUGUUUAACGUAUUGUGGCUCCAAAAGGAUUUAAAAUAAAGUAGCCCCACCUUUAUUUUCAGUGUAAAUUACUGCGGGCUACCAAAAAUGUUCCUUCAUGAGAAGCACUCAGGGCUGGACUGGCCCACCGGGAUACCGGGAAAUUUCCCUGGGGGCUGCGCUGCCACAUAGGUGCCACCGAGUGGCCGGUCCGGUGGCACACUCAGUCAAUAUAGGUGUCCCCAAUUUUGAGUGCAGAGUGGGAAACGUACAAGCACCUUGCGCAGCCAGGAAUUGUCCAAUUGUUGUACCAAUUUUACAUAAGAAAAUAUGGUGAUUCCUAGCUUUAGGAAACAAGCAAGAACUAAUGUAAACUACAAUGAUUUGUUUUCAUUCACACAUAGGAAGGAAGAUUGGUAUCAUCUGAAGAUUCUGUCACCAGAUUAAACCUUUUAACACGAUCCGCUUUAAAAUCUGUUCAAACUCAGGCAAGGUCUGCAUUUCAGACUCCAAACAACUCUUUGUCUCCAAAAGAUACUAGUUUUACUCCUCAGUCAUCUAGAAAGCAUCAAGAAUAUAUAAAGGUUUGUCAUUCUAACACAUUUUUAAAAAAAUGUUUUUUUUUGUUUUGUUUUUGUCUGAACAUAAAACAUGUUUGUGGAUUUUUUUAUUUUUAUAUAUGCUUAGUGGCUGCAGGUGGGGGAAGAUUAAAAAGGAGAAAAAAAAAAGCUAGGUGAAAUCAUUAUUAAAGGGACACUAUAGUCACCCAGACCACUUCAGCUCAGUGAAGUGGUCUGGGUGCCAGGUCCCUCAGGUUUUAACCCUUCAGAUGCAAACAUAGCAGUUUCAGAGAAUCUGCUAUGUUUACAUUUGGGGGUUAAGCCAGCCUCUAGUGGCUGUCUUCCGGACAGUGAGAAGUGCUUUCCUAUGGACACUUUGAAUGCGCAUGCGGCACUUGCCGCGCAUUCGGCUCCUGUGACGUCAGCCAGGGGAGUUGACGUUGGAGUGGGAGGAGAGGUCACCAGCGCCGAGGGAGCCCGGCGCUGGAUUAAGGUAAGUGGCUGAAGGCGUUUUAACCCCUUCAGCGCCACGGGAGGGGGACCCUGAGGGUGGGGGCACCCUCAGGGCACUAAAGUGUCAGGAAAACCGCUUUGUUUUCCUGACACUAUAGUGAUCCUUUAAGGUUGAAGGUGUUCAGUGGGAUAACCACAAUCAUUUCAUAAUAUAUGGAGAUCAUUUGCUCAUUAGAAGAGAGAUAAUAUAUCUUGGUUCUAAUAUGAUUGAGUGUGGGUACAGCAUGCUUCCAUUUUUGGUGGAUAUGCAAAAGGUCUGUUUAUUUGUAUGUUUAGAUAGUCUGUUAGUGGUGCUGAAUGUUCAAGAUCCAUUCACAAACAUCCUGAGAAUUUAUUGGUGCCCAAUCAACCACUUGUGAGAGUAAAAACUCUGCCAAGAGGAUGAAAAUGACAGAUCCACUACAUAUGCAAAACAGAUCCAUAUUCCCCUCAUCUUCCGAGAGCAUCGAGCAGACGAUGAGUAGAUGUGGUCUUUUAAGGAUAAGGAAUUUGUAUCAAUUGACCAGAAUGUAGUGCUAGCGUUUUUAGAACCCUGCUCCAUUAUUCAGCUUCCAGUCUUCCCUAGAUCAGUUUUCCAACUGAGCAUACAUUUAGAAGUCAGGAAAUGGUAAUCUAUAUGGGGAGACUAUAGUUCAUAACAGGUUACACGACUCUGGCUGUUUGUUGCAUUAGCCUGAUAUUUUCAUGUAGCUAUAUGGAAUAAGACUGAGUGGAUUUGGCAUGAAAGGAGCGGAUAUGUGGCAGAGAUACAGAAAACCAGGCUCUUUGCCGUUUGUUUUUCUGUGUCUAUAUAUUGUGGUGGGAUUUUUGAAGUACCCACAGAGUGUAAUCAGCAGCUAUACCAAAUAAUUAAAUUAUCCAUCACAAAGCACCAUCUAUUUCCACACCUGUUGUGUUCCAUGUGUGGCAGAGAUGACCUAUUCUACUUCCAUUUGGACCCAUCUUGAGUAUGUGUGACUGAAUUGGGUGGGGUUUCUUAACUUUCUCUGAACAAGUAUAUCAACAGUGGUGCUGUCACCAUCUAUUUUCUGCUAUAUUUAAAUAAAUGUAUUUUAAAUUUUUUUUUUUAGAUUGCUAAGACAUUGUUUACAGAUGAAGCAUUAAAGCCAUGUCCAAGAUGCCAAUUUCCAGCAAAAUAUCAGCCGCUAAAAAAGCAAGGUCGAUGCAGCCGAAAAGACUGUGGGUUUAACUUUUGCAUUCUUUGCCUGUGUGCAUUUCAUGGGUCGAAGGAGUGUGCAAGUGGAUCUGCAAAAAGAACACACAAAAAGGAACCUCCACCUGGAAGUGCCCAAAGUAAGCGGAAUUUGAGACGGCUUUAAAUUCAUUUUUUUUUUUCCAAUGAAGAUCCUCUUUAUUGAAUAUUGUUGUGUGGAGAAUAGGAGGCUUCUCCCGAACCAAGUCAGUUUUGUUUUUUGCACAUUCUUAUGGCUUAUGUGAAUUUAGCAGCAAAUGAACACUGCUAUAUACUCUGCUGCAAAUUAGG
Pelobates cultripes (western spadefoot toad) is the source of this 6567-nucleotide messenger RNA. The record is from the annotation of a GenBank genome assembly. Lineage: Eukaryota; Metazoa; Chordata; Amphibia; Anura; Pelobatidae.